CUCUUUUCUUCUUUUUAAAAACGAACUGUGCUCUUCUGCUGGUCCUUUGAACUUGGUUUGGUGAGGAGUGGACUUCUCCUGCACCAGAGGACUUGGCAAAGCCACCCAGCAAAAUGAAACAACUCACGUGCUUUCUCAUCUGGCUCUUUGUUUCUGAAGCACGAGCCUUCGAAAUCCCCACCAGUGGACUUCCAGAAUUUGCAGAAUAUGGAGAUCUUGUGGAACUGGCCCCAGGCAAAUUCCAGUUUGUGCCAGAGAACCGGAGGUAUCAGAGAAGUGUUUCUGAAGAAUCCGGAGAAAUAGUGGAAGAUGUUGAUCAAGUGACUCUUUAUAGCUAUAAAGUGCAGUCCACUAUCACUUCUCGCAUGGCCAGCACCGUCAUCCAGGCCAGAGUGGUGAACAACUCCCCACAGUCUCAGAGCGCCGUGUUUGAUGUUCAGAUUCCCAAAGGAGCUUUCAUCUCCAACUUCUCCAUGACUGUAGACGGCACGACUUUCAUGAGUUCCAUCAAGGAGAAGACUGUGGGCCGAGCUCUCUACUCACAGGCGAGAGCAAAAGGCAAGACUGCUGGCUUGGUGAGGAGCAGGGCUCUUGACAUGGAGAACUUCAAAACCGAGGUAAACAUCCUCCCUGGAGCAAAGGUGCAGUUUGAGCUUCAUUACCAGGAAGUGAAGUGGAGGAACCUGGGAUCCUACGAACACAGGCUUCACCUGCAGCCGGGACGGCUGGCCAAACACUUGGAGGUAGAUGUGUGGAUUAUUGAGCCUCAAGGAAUGAGGUUUCUUCAUGUUCCUGACACAUUUGAUGGCCAUUUCGAUGGUGUUCCAGUCAUAUCUAAAGGACACCAGAAGGCACACAUCUCCUUCAAGCCCACAGUUGCACAGCAAAGAAAAUGCUCCAGCUGCUCAGAGACUGCGGUGGAUGGGGAGCUGGUGGUGAUGUAUGACGUGAACAGAGAGGAGAAGGCUGGUGAACUUGAGGUAUUUAAUGGCUACUUUGUCCACUAUUUCGCUCCUGACAACAUGGACCCGAUUCCCAAAAACAUCCUCUUUGUCAUAGAUGUUAGUGGCUCAAUGUGGGGGAUAAAAAUGAAACAAACAGUGGAAGCCAUGAAGACCAUUUUGGAUGACCUAAGAGCUGAAGACCAGUUCUCUGUGGUGGAUUUCAACCACAAUGUUCGAGCCUGGAGAAAUGAUCUAGUCUCAGCUACCAAAACACAGACUGCAGAUGCAAAGAAGUAUAUUGAGAAAAUCCAGCCCAGUGGAGGCACAAAUAUCAAUGAAGCACUCCUGCGGGCCAUCUUCAUUUUGAAUGAAGCCAAUAACUUGGGAUUGUUGGACCCCAACUCAGUCUCGCUGAUCAUUUUGGUCUCUGACGGUGACCCAACAGUGGGUGAACUAAAAUUGUCAAAAAUCCAGAAAAACGUGAAACAGAACAUACAAGACAACAUCUCCUUGUUCAGCUUGGGGAUAGGAUUUGAUGUUGAUUAUGACUUUUUGAAGAGACUGUCCAAUGACAACCGUGGAAUUGCUCAAAGGAUUUAUGGGAACCAGGAUACUUCUUCUCAGCUCAAAAAAUUCUACAACCAGGUCUCUACUCCUUUGCUCCGGAAUGUUCAGUUCAACUAUCCCCAUAUGUCAGUAAUGGACGUCACUCAAAACAGUUUCCAUAACUAUUUUGGAGGCUCAGAGAUUAUGGUGGCAGGAAAAGUUAACCCUGAUAAAUUGGAUCAAUUACAGAGCAUUAUCACAGCAACUUCGGCUAACACAGAGUUAGUCUUAGAAACUCUGGCCGAAAUGGACGACUUGGAGGAUUUUCUAUCAAAAGAUAAGCAUGCAGAUCCUGACUUCACCAGGAAACUGUGGGCCUAUCUGACAAUCAACCAACUUCUAGCUGAGAGAAGCCUGGCUCCUUCAGCUGCAGCCAAAAGGAAAAUUACAAGAACAAUCCUGCAGAUGUCUCUGGAUCAUCACAUCGUGACCCCGCUCACUUCGAUGGUGAUUGAGAACGAAGCAGGAGAUGAGCGCAUGCUGGCGGACUCGCCUCCGCAAGAUCAUUCUUGCUGCUCGGGUCAGUGUUUCUAGUUCGUGGAGAAAGAUUCG
Manis javanica (Malayan pangolin) is the source of this 2102-nucleotide messenger RNA. The record is from RefSeq and is a predicted model, not a curated record. Lineage: Eukaryota; Metazoa; Chordata; Mammalia; Pholidota; Manidae.